CAGAGACCACCUUGAGUAUCCCGGGAGGAAGGACACCUCGGCUGUUAAAGGGAAAAGACACGAGACAGGAAGAGCUGGAGACCAGGGGGAAGACGCGGAGAUCCUCCAUCAUCUGAAGGUCUCCUGCCUCCUUUUCCUCGCUUGCUGCCUCAACAGGGCGUGUCUUGAGGAUUUGUGUUUAACAUGCAGGUUCUUAAAACAGCCUGUUAGAGUCAAGACCAGGUUUGAGUGUCUGUCCUUCUGUUUUGUGUAGUGUGUAUAUACCUCAAGUUCAGAAAUGGGUUCUGUUGGAGCGGAGCGCCGCAGGCCCACUCCAGUCCAGACGCCCGAGGAGAGGGAUGUGUGGAGGGAUGGCGGAAGGAUCGGAUGGAGGGAUGUAGGCAGGGAAGGCUGGAGGGAGGGAAGGGAGAGUGGCGUGGUGCAGAGCUACAGCUUCGACUCGUACCAGCUGGAGGAGGAGGAGAUCAGUAAGGACGCCCCGGAGCGAGGAGUGUUAGCUCUGUCCGAGCCGGACUUUGAGGAGCCGAUCCCUGACGACCGUUACCAUGGCAUCUACUUUGCAAUGCUAUUGGCUGGAGUGGGUUUCCUGCUGCCCUACAAUAGUUUCAUCACUGAUGUGGACUACCUGCACCACAAGUUUGAAGGGACAUCCAUUGUGUUUGACAUGAGUCUGACGUACAUCUUGGUGGCUCUUUUGGCCGUCAUCCUCAACAACGUCCUCGUGGAGAGACUCAGCAUGCACACCAGAAUAACUGUGGGUUACAUCUUAGCGCUGGGGCCGCUGGUCUUUGUCAGCGUGUUUGAUGUCUGGCUGGCGAAGUUCACCACUAGUCAGGCUUACAUCGUCAAUCUUGUGUCGGUGGGGGUGGUGGCUUUUGGAUGUACAGUGCAGCAGUCUAGUUUCUAUGGUUACAUGGGGAUGCUUCCCAAGAGGUACACACAGGGGGUGAUGACUGGGGAGAGUACGGCCGGCGUAAUCAUCUCCCUGUCUCGCAUCUUUACUAAGCUCCUGAUCCACGACGACAGGAGGAACACGCUCAUCUUUUUCCUGGUUUCAAUCAGCAUGGAGAUGCUCUGCUUCCUGCUUCACCUGCUCGUACGCCGCUCGAGGUUCGUUCGCUACUACACCAGCCAUGGCCAGGGAAAAGGGCAGGGUAAAGGUCAUGAUCCACGGGACAACGGGACUGGAUACAGGGUUCAUCACGACGUCACCGCAGAGGAAGGAAAUGGCGGGACAGGACCGUCCUCGACAGAAGACAGUGUUGAGGAUUUUGUAGGUGGAACAUAUGUACGAUUCGACGCCCCAAAAGCCAAGAUAAGGAAGAGUUGGCCUGGGUUUCGUGACAUGAUUUUGCACCGUUACGUUGUGGCCCGUGUGAUCUGGGCGUACAUGCUGUCCAUAGCAGUGACCUACAGCAUCACCCUGUGCCUGUUCCCUGGGCUGGAGUCAGAAAUACGUAACCCCACUCUAGGAGAGUGGCUCCCCAUCCUCAUCAUGGCCACCUUUAAUAUGUCGGACUUUGUUGGCAAGAUUUUGGCUGCAGUGCCAUACGAGUGGUCCGGGGGCCGCCUGCUCUUCUUCUCCUGCCUCAGGGUGGUCUUCAUCCCUCUGUUCGUCAUGUGCGUGUACCCGGCCAACGCGCCCACCCUGCCCCACCCCGCCUGGCCCUGUCUCUUCUCACUCCUCAUGGGUGUCACCAACGGAUACUUUGGGUCAGUGCCGAUGAUUCAGGCCGCUGGCAAAGUGCCGCCUGAGCAGAGGGAGCUGGCAGGGAACACCAUGACGGUCUCCUACAUGACAGGCCUGAUGCUGGGGUCUGCUGUGGCGUAUGCAGCAUACAGCUUCACUGCUCCAGGAUCAGGAGCACACCUCUCCACACUCAGCAUACACUCAUCUGCCAACGCUACAGGGUAUUGAAUGUACACAUUAUUAGACACACACAUAAAGGGAGGUUAACACACAUAUAUUCACACUCAAACAGCAUUUACACCCAAAAAUUACGAGCAAGGGGAGGCAGACUGGAGUCAAACGUGAGACUGUCCAUCAGAGGACGUGAGGACAAUGGCAGACACAUCUUAAAAAGGCUCAGUAUGUAGAAGAUGUGGAAAUGUAAACUGGUUUAUUUGUGGUGGAAAUUGUGUGCAACAGUCAAAAAAGUAGCAAAAUGAUCCACUCUCUCCUUUCUCCAUGAACUUUUUUUGGUGGAUUUGAAGAGGUGGAGCAGCUGUGCAUCUGUCAGCGGGGUCCUCAGUGGCCUUUUGUGUGUUUCACAGUCUUACUAUUGUCUGCCUGCGUGUGCAAACACAUCGGCUGACAUUUGUACAGUGUAAAGUUGAGUGAUAUUUCACUUUGCCUGCAUGCUGAAGCGGCAGGGAGUGAAAAAAAAAAAAGAGACCUUGUGUCAUAGGUCACAUAUUUUACCGAUGUCAUGAGAACCAUUGUACAGAUAUCAAGACAAAACAUGAUGUAUGUGAGGACAGUUUGGCCUGGAUUUAUCCUCAAUAUGAAAAUAGGAGUGAAAUCUUUGGAUGAUGAGCAAGCUGUAGCCCCUGAAUAUUGUACUUUUUGUCUUCUGUUUUUUUCUUUUCAUCUUGAUGCACUGAAGUCCAGUAAACUGCUGAGAGGAACAUGAUUCAUGAUGUUCAAUGGAAACUAUUUCUGUAAAAGUUCAGUGUGUGAGGUUUAGGACGAUCUAGUUGCAGAGAUUGAGUAUAACAAUCCUUAUUAUGUUUUUAUUAGUAUAUAAUCACAUAAAAAUGAUCGUCAUUUUUGGUGGCAUUAGAAUGAGCUGUUCAUAUCUACAGUGGCUGUGAGUGGACCUGCUCUACUUCUUUUUUUCAGUUUAAUAAUGGGUGGCAUCCAGACUUAAGGUACAUUACUGUGAGUACAAUACUAACUACAAAAGCUAGUACAGAAAGUUUUGACAAAAUCCCACAUUUCUUUUCAGCCACGUGAAGGUGAGGGGGUUAUUAGUUUGGUUGUAUUCUGCAACUUCACCACUAGAUAUAACUAAAUAUCACACAAUGAACCUUUAAGUUGUUUGAGAAUAAUUAAUUGCCAUUACACUAACAAUUUUUAUUAUUUUGACUUCAUUUCACUCACUUGUCUGAACAGAGAAGCACUUUUCCAGUGUGUUUCAGGUGUUUGUUUUUCAGUCACAAAGAAUAUUUAAUAAUGUUAAACAACCUUCAUGGAGCUGCUGCAUCAGAAGAAUAUAAUGAAAAAGAAGAAUAUAAUGAGUAAUGUAGCUGCUUUAAAUGCUUCAUGAAAUAAUGCCAGUAUAUACAUGUGAUUACUUCGUGAUUACUUUUCUAACAGAUGUUUUUAAGAAGACAGUUGAUUUGAGGUGUGUGCCAAUCGAAAUUAAUUUAAUCAGUGCUCAUCAUUUUAGUUCAUUUUGCCAAAUGAAGGAAUGGAUCCUGUCUGUAUGUACAGACAGUAGAUCCAUGUAGACCAUCCUAUUUUUGGUGGCGUUGCAGUGGAAUUUCCCAAUAGAUUUGCUUACAUACAUUGACUGAAACAUGCCAAAUGAAACAAAAUACCAGAAUAAAUGUUAUAUAAACUUUUUUUAGAAGAAAAAAAUUAUUGGAUAUAUAGUGUAUAACAUUUUGAUUAGUAAAUAUAAUUUAUUACCAUUUUUUUCUAAGUAACUUAUUACAAUGCCAUUUAUUUUGCCAUUUAAUAACAUAAUGUUAUUAUUAUUACAUGGAACUAGUUAUUCCCCAGCACUGCCUGAGAAUAAGCUGUUUUUCUGUCUGCUCCCUGAUGGCUGAAAAAAGAACAAAAAUAUUGGUGAUAUUUUGUAAAUUCACCAGCAGCGAUAGGGUAGUUUUUUCUUAUCUGUGUGUCGGUGUAGUGAUAGGAUGAAGACCUACCCCAUGACCUCUGAACAGAGUUAGUGCCAAAAAGUCUGUAUUGGAGCAUCUGAGAAAAGAGUGAAUGUAGUAAAACCUAUGGCAGGAGGAAAGCUGUAAAUGUGAAUAUUUAUUUAUUUUAUUUUUUUGUACAAAUACAGCAUCAGUUGGUUUCUCUGCCUUCCUAGGCACUCUGUGUUUCCUAUUGGAUGAAUUUUUCAGACUUUGUGGAACCGCAGGGCCACAGCCCCGUCCACAGUUUAUACAUAAUGAAAACAGAAAACAGGCCUCUGUGCUAGAAUCUGUGAAGAGCACUACAUUAUGUAGGUGACGCCUUGAACAGAGCCUAACGUCGGUGGUGUUUGAAGAAUGCCAGGGUGUCGUUCGGGAGCUAACCUCAUUACUGUAUGUAUGUCCCACUGUGCUGAUGCUGCCAUAUCGCCUGGAGCCUCUCCUCUCUGUGUCUCUCUUGAGUUGCUCAGUUUGAAGGUGUUUUAAGUUAUUUUUGGUCAAAUGUGUCAUUAAAGGACAUGAAAAGUCUCUUUCCCUCCUCUUUCUCUGUAGGUACUACAGGGUUAUUCUGAGAGCUAAGAGAUCCCACCUUCCAAAGAACUGCAUCCGUAACCAGUGCUUGAGGUUAAAUUGCCUUGAGACGUAUAAAUUCACCAUCAUUGUAAAGGCAGCCCAGUGGUGUAUUAGUGCAAUAGCAUUUUUAACUGCACUGUGAAGAAGUCCCACCAAAUCAGGAUUUAAUGACACUUUAUAACCCCUCCCUCCAUAUAUUGUAUGUCUUAUUAAUUCCUUGCUGUAUGAAACUCUGGGAAGAGUUGGGAGAUUUGUUUUAAUGCUGAUGAAUCUUUUAUCAUUUCCUGACAUGUUUUUGGCUUCAGCUGACACUUUUAUUCAGAGUGACUUAAGAUGAGUUCAAGAGAAAAAUAGACCUCAGUUGAAUGAGAUCAUCACAGAUUACAGACAGCUAAGCUUUGGGAGUGCAAAGGGCAGAUGAAAGUCCCAGUAACAGCAGGACAAUCCUGCAAAAGACAAGUGUCAAGAAAACAGAGUAAAUGGAGAGUGAUAAACUUUUACAGGGUUUCUCCUCCUGAUACAAAGUAACUGGAGUUAUUUGACAUAUUUUUUAUUUUACCUCAGCCUUAACCUGCCAUUUAACUUCCUGUUUCUGUUUUUUCUUCUCUGCAAUGAUAAGUUUCUCACCACAAACAGCACUGAAAUUCAUCAGAAAUCAUGUGAUACUGACUAUUUUAGACUGAACUCUCAUGUGACUGCACACUGUGAAAUAACAGGAAGGUGUAAGAAAUAAAAAAGAAAAUGAUUACAUACAGAUUCUUUACACAUGUAUAUUUAUCUUCUGUAAAAUAAAAUAUUUUGCUGAGACGAGA
Sphaeramia orbicularis (orbiculate cardinalfish) is the source of this 5252-nucleotide messenger RNA. It is a transcript of the gene slc29a4a, whose product is annotated as solute carrier family 29 member 4a. NCBI's taxonomy places the organism in Eukaryota, Metazoa, Chordata, Actinopteri, Kurtiformes, Apogonidae. The coding region runs from base 278 to 1918 and encodes 546 amino acids. The record is from RefSeq and is a predicted model, not a curated record. Gene Ontology annotation, cellular component: plasma membrane. The transcript is spliced from 11 exons. Gene Ontology annotation, biological process: nucleoside transmembrane transport. Gene Ontology annotation, molecular function: monoamine transmembrane transporter activity; nucleoside transmembrane transporter activity.